Paramecium sonneborni is the source of this 1806-nucleotide messenger RNA. The record is from the annotation of a GenBank genome assembly. Lineage: Eukaryota; Ciliophora; Oligohymenophorea; Peniculida; Parameciidae.
AUGUAUUUAAUUUAAAUAGGCUUAAUUGCCUCUUUUCUCAUUGUAAAUACCUUAUAGACAAAUCGAAUUCGUAAUCACCCAAAUUACACAUAUUCUAUUAAUGAAGAACUAUUAACAUUUAAAUUUGCAACAUAAGAAGCUCAUGUUAGAUUGUUGAGGUAUUAUUAGGAUUAUAUAUAAAUAUAAUAGCAAUCCUACAAUUUAUGAUGUUGAUGUAUUUAGAAGUGAUAAAGAUGGUCUACUUGAGUAAAUAGAAACACCAUUCCUUAGUUUAGAUAAUUAGUAUCUUGAUGAACAAUAAUUAGAUAAUGGUAGGAUAUGGACAGUUAUUAUUAGAUUGUGUUGGAUUACCAAAGCAUCCGAAAUUGAAUGAAAUACUAAGUGUCAAUCUUUUGGAUAAUACAUUAGAUAUAUAUUAUACAGAUAUAUUAUCUUUACCUUAAUUUGAUAAGUAAAUAAUAUUGCCUCUACUUAGGAUAUUUUUAUUGACAGAUGAAUUAGAAUUACGAUAAGCAACAUUAUAAUAUAAUUCUUCAUCAUAAUCUUAAUGGAAAGUAGAAGUUAAAAAUAUUUCCUAUUCUCUAAAAAACUUAUACCCAUAAGAAAUAAAUUAUACAAAUGCUUAUUUUGCAUGUUUUAAUGAUUAUCAAGAUAAAUGCCUAAUUUUAUCAAAUUAUGGAGGAAUUUGGUUAGACAAAAACUCAGAAAUAGAAUAACCAAUUCUUACAUUUGAACCAGUCAUAUCACCAAAUAAAGAUUUAAAUAAAGUAAAUGUUUUUGAUCAAUAUCUUGCUAUAGCUAAUGGAAAUGCAGGAGUUGAUUUAUAUCAAUUUUAAAAUAACUAACUCUCAUAUCUUUUAAAAAUUACCUCUAAAGAUUUGAAUUAAACAUCAAUCAAUAUAAUAUCUUUAAAAUUAAUUAAAAAUAGAUUAAGUAUUUUAGAUGAACAUACUGGAUUAUAUAUUUUUGAUAUUAUUAACAAUUAAGUAUCCUUAUCACUCACUCUUCCUUAUUAAAGGUGUGUUGCAUUUGAUCAUAGUGAAGAUACUUAUUUAUUAGUUGCAGAAACUCCAAAUAAUAUUGAAUAUAUGAUGGAAAUAUUUAUUUUACCAAUUUCAAAAGAAUAUUACAUAAAUAGAAUAUAUGUUGAUGAUUUCUCUUUUAGAGAAAUUUAAAUUGAUGAUGAUUAUGCAAUUAUUAUUGGAGAAGAUGUACAUUUGGUUGUUAGACAUUCUAUUUUUAAUGGAUUUAUGAAGAACAAUACUGAUCUUGUUAAAACCUUUUUUGAAGAUGAACUUAUUCGUUUCGAAUAUUUAGAAAUGAAUCAAACAUUUUUAACUCAAUUUGUUGAAACAUCUUAUUAUAUUGGUUUAUCUAAAGGUUCAUUACAUAUCUGGAAAUUUGAUGAUUAUAAUCCUGUUAUUAUUUGUAGAUUUUAGUAUGGAACUUCUUAAAAUUAUACUAUUAGGGCCAAUUCAUCUAAAUGUGAAAAUCAUACAAAUAGAGAUUUAUUCGAAUAAUGUCAAAUAACUCAAUAUCUUGUUAUAUAAGCUUCAGGACCAUUAUUAGAAUCUGAUUCAAAUUAUUUAAUUAUUGGAGUCUCUGUAUCUGUUGCUGUAAUUAAUAUAUUUAUUUAUAUAGAUUGUUAUUUUUAUCAUUAUCGUGUUUUUAUGUAGAAGAGGAAGAGCUUUAGCCAAAAAAAUUUAAGAGUUAAAAAAAUAAGCAGAAGAAUUAAAAAAAUAUAAAGUCUUAGAGGCAGAAUAGUAAUCAGUAGGUCUUUGAUCUAUUAUCAAAAUAUAAUAUUUU